Messenger RNA from Cherax quadricarinatus, 6131 nucleotides. Lineage: Eukaryota; Metazoa; Arthropoda; Malacostraca; Decapoda; Parastacidae. The record is from RefSeq and is a predicted model, not a curated record.
UCAGAGGCAGAGGUGGCAGUGUUGGCGGCCACACACACCAAAAUACCCUGCAAGAGUGGGUGUGCAAGCGUGCGUUUGUGUGUUCGCAAGCGUCUGUUUUCAACAAUAAGUCAUAAAAUUGGCCACAACCUAUUUCUACAGAUUUGAAAUGGGCGAGGAGAGGCUGCAGAGUGGUUGCAUGUUGCAGCAGUUGGCUGCAGCUGUGAAUGAUCACAGCAUUGUGCUCUGAGAGGCUCCUCCACUCAGACGCAAAGAUGCACAGCAAAAUUACUCAGACGUACAUUGUUAUAUCUGAUAAAUUAGACGCGUGUGCAACACUUGGGUAUCUUUAUUGCGGAAACGCUUCGCCACACAGUGGUUUCAUAAGUGCAGUACAAAGAAGGAAAUUGAAGUUCAGGAGAUUGAGGUAAUCAGUCCAUCCAUCUUUAUCUAGAUUAAUGGAGUGUUGACAGUCACAGUUACGAACACAGCGAGUGUUGACAGUCACAGUUACGAACACAGCGAGUGUUGACAGUCACAGUUACGAACACAGCGAGUGUUGACAGUCACAGUUACGAACACAGCGAGUGUUGACAGUCACAGUUACGAACACAGCGAGCGUUGACAGUCACAAUUACGAACACAGCGAGUGUUGACAGUCACAGUUACGAACACAGCGAGUGUUGACAGUCACAGUUACGAACACAGCGAGUGUUGACAGUCACAGUUACGAACACAGCGAGUGUUGACAGUCACAGUUACGAACACAGCGAGUGUUGCAUUUAAGACUGGAGAGAGAAUAAUGCCCGUGACUGUGUUUGCCUACAUGUAUGUUGAUAAGAUUAUAAUAAGUUUAUUGUGUGCAUGAGGGAAGGAGGGAGGGUGGUGUAGCAGGUAAGGCAAGGCGGUAGGAGGAGGGGGGAUGGGAUUGGUGUUGGCUAGGUGCCCGGGGACGAGCGAGGGGGUCUGGCGGCCCCCACUAUUGUAGGCACAGUUCCGGCUUGGCCCUGGCACGUCGAGGGACCACCUCGAGUCCCCGCUGGCCUUUACUAGGGACCACUUCGAGUCCCCGCUGGCCUUACUAGGGACCAAACAGGCAUGUGGCGACGAGCCUGCUGACCUGUCACCAGCAGCCAGGCCCUCAUUAUCACGUGUUUUGUAGCUUAGUGCCUCUCGUGCCAGUGAGUGCCUCUCGUCAGUGUCUCUGCCGAGGACUGAUUAUAGUGUUGCGGUCACCCCUCUACGUUGUGCAGCGGGUGAUUGUACAGAGGCCAGUGUGAGGCGAGCGAGGGCCAGGUGUGACGUAGAGGCCUCUGUCACAUGAGGCCUAGGUUAGUGUAACGUAGGCCUGGUCCAGCGAUAGUAGGCCUGGUCCAGUGUUUACGUAGGCCUGGCUCAGUGUGACAUAGGCGUGGGCCAGUGUAUGCGAGUGUGAGGCUGUGUGAGCAACAUGUGUAUAGUGAUAGUGAUGAACGGGGCGGCGGGUCCACCCCGUUGAGUGCCUUGUUAGUCUUCUGUGAGGGACUUGCCCUCACCCGCCACCCUCACUACUCUCUACCUCAUGAGUCCUGGUCCUGAUACUGCUGCUUCUGCUGCUUCUGCUUCUGCGGCUGCUGUUGCUUCCGCUGCUGCGUGCUGCUGCAAACACAGAGGGCCAGCACCUGCCACGGCCUUUGGGUACUUACAGAAGGAACUCGGCCCUCGCCCAGGGCUCUGUGGCGGGGUCAUACGGUAGUGGGGGUGGCGGCGGUGGUGCUGCUGCUGGUGGUGUAUGGUGGUGGCGGUGGUGGUGCCACGGGUGAUGACAUGAAGGUGGUGGUGGUGAGCGGCCACCAUGCCGGUCUGCUGCACCAUGCUAAAAGCCCCCGACACCCCACCCCAACUACCACCCCCACAACCAAUCCACUGCGCCAACUGUACAGAGUGUGGGACUAAGGUGGUGGUCGGGGGCACAGAGACGGUGUACUGGGCAGUGCAGCUGGACGCCGACCUGCUCGACACCAUUGCUGCCAUCUAUCCACACUGGUUUAAGGAUUGCAAUUUGAACGACCUAAGCAAGAUGGCGGAUGGUAGUAAUGGAGAGGGGUCUCAGCCCCCCUUCAUUCCCCUCUCACCACCCAAGUGUGAGGUGGAUGACUCCCCACUGCAAGGCAAGACUCUCAAUAAAAACAAAGAAUCUCUAAAAGUGAAGCUCAUGUUAAGACGACCCCGGGAGGAUCUUGUGAACCGCGGUGUCAUCCCACCAAAGAACACCCCAACUGCCUUCUAUGAGCAGCGUCAAAAAUUGGACAUGGCAAAAAAACAUGACAUCCUCAAACAGAAAAUGCAACGGCGACCUGACCGAGAGGAGCUGGUUCGACAACACAUCCUGGAGGAUGCACCUGGAAAUAUUGAUCCUUCCUUGGUAGAAAAGCAGAAACAGUUGAAACGUGCCAGGAUAGCUGAUGCCAUUAGUGACCACCUGUGCCAGAGACCAGGACCCCUUGAACUUGUCAGAGCCAAUAUACUUCACACCACAGAAGACCUUGAGAAAGCUGUCAAAGAGGGGCAGCUGAUGUUCAAGAGCACAAGUGAAGGAGAGCCUCGAAAACAUCCAAGUUUAUAUGUGCAGUAUGAAGAUGAAUCAAGCAGUGAGGGUGCAAUGUCCCCAGACCAAAGUGAGGCUGGCAGUGCUGCUGGAGUGCGAGAGCUUCUAUCACCAAGCCCAAUCCUGUUGGAAGCCUCAACAGUAACCUCAGUAGUAACCCCAGCUGCAGUAAUAGCACCACCACCACCACCACCCGUCACACCAGCAGCAUCUGCACCCAUCUGUUGUGUGCCUGAUGUAGCAGCCGCAUCGCCCUCAUUAACCUCUACCACCUCAUCAUUGUCCCCAUUAUCAUCCUUAGCAUCUCCUCAGCACCCUCUUUUACCUUCCCCUCAAGCCCCUGCUCUGACCCAAACUCUUUUUGUGACACGAACACCUCUUCCUCAUGCCCUUACAACACCACCCCUACAAAAUUCUGCUCCAGGAAAAGAUCAGUCCAAGAGCAGAAAGAAAUCUAAAGGAAAAAGCCAGCCUAAAGCCAGAACAAUAAAAUUUCAUGAAUACAAGGGCCCUCCAAGUGCUGUGAAGCGUGAAUCUAACACAAGCCACUCCGAAACAUCGUAUGAUAUACUACUCCAGCAACAGCAACUUUUCCUUCAGUGUCAACUUGAACUCAAACAAAAGUAUCCCCAGAUUAUUUUACCUGCAGCACUGAAACCUUCAAACAAUGACAGUUCAGGCUGCAACAAUUUACCAAGUGUCAUCCAGGUAGCUCCAACACCAUCCACACUACCAUCCUCCACUGUGGCCAGUGGGCUCACCUUAUCACAAGUUCUCCACACACCAACCCACACACCCACAUCAACUCCAACGCCUUCAUCAACUCCUCCAGCACCUCCACCACCUCCCACGCCUCCAGAGACAAGUAUCAGAAUUCACACCAAGUUGGAAGAUAUGAAAGUCUCGGAUCUGAAAGCAGAGCUGAAGAAACGAAACUUACCAGUAUCUGGUUCAAAACCACAGUUAAUAGAAAGAUUAAAAAAUCAUGCUGCCCAAAACUCUGCUGCUAUCAUCACGAGUUUGAAUAGUAAUAACAGCAUUAGUAAUGGUAGCAGUCUUAACAGUAAGAAUACCUGUGUUACAAUGAGAUUAGGGAGUGUAGAGAGAGAAACAGUUAAUGUACCUGCAGUGUUGGACAGUGAAGAAAAAACAAGUUCAACCCAAACUGACUCCACUGGCAAUUGUGGCUUGUCUGUGUCUCACCUGCAAGAGUCCUCACCAACUCCCACACCAACAAAUUCAACAUUCAACUAUACAGACGACUCCUCAGUUCAAGGGUUACUGGAAGCAUCAAUGGAUUUUGGAGAUGAUAGUGCAUCAUCUCCUACAUACUCUCAUAUCUCGGCAUCAUCUACACGUCCCCCAAGUGUGGCUCCUAUGGAUGUAGAUUUUGAUUCUGCAAUGGAUACAAAUGACUUUACACCUCUGACACCUAGUGGUGCUCUUACUCCUCUCAGUCUUCAUAUCAGUGAUGGAGGAUCCAUAAACACUCCACCACCUCCACCACCACCACCUCCACCACCACCACCACCCACACAAAAUUUCUCUACUAGUUCUUGUAUUCCCAUUGGUAGUGUGCUGGUGCCAGCUACUAGCCAGGCGGUGACCACUACACCCAAUCAAGUAUUAAUGACACGUCAUUCCACCUCGCAAACCUCCAACAACUCACUUGUGUCUAAUGAAACUAUGGUGCAACUACAAAGAAGAAUAGAGGAACUGCAGAGGGAACUACAUCAUACACAAAUGCAGCUACAGUUACAACAACAGCAAAAUAUCAUCAAAGCCCAGGAGCAGCAGCGCAAAAAUAUUUCUGAUAACAAGCUAAAUCAAAAACUAAUAUUGCAACAACAUAUUCAUAACAAGAAACAACAGCAACAACAACAACAGUUGCAGAGUCAUAUCCAGCAGCUCCAUCAUUUGCAAACAUUACAACAACAACAGCAACAAUUGUUGCAGCAGCAAGUGAUCCAUCAUGAACCUUUAAAAAAUAAAAUUCUUGAGAAUGGUAUUCAGCAGUGUGGAAUUUUGCAUCAGCAGAAACAGCAGCAUCAACAGUUAGAACAACAAGCUGAGGAACAAAUAGAACAGAACCAGCAGCAGCAGAGCAUUGGAGAAGUGAGAGUAAAGGUUGAGAAUGGGUGGGAACAACUCGGUUCUCCCAGUCCUCACUCCCAUCACAAACCAAAGAGUCAACGUUCAGGAUCUAUAUCCUCACAAAAUGGCAUUACUAUUAAUGCUCAUCAAAGAUUUGUACUAAAUUGCCACAAGCCACAAACAGAAAGUUAUCUGUCAAAAGUCAGGCAGUGGAUGAUGUUUUAGAAAUAUUAAUUAAAAAUGGAGAGCUUCCACCUAGUGCUGCUCAGGAUCCUCAUACUCCAACUCAAAUAAGGUGUAGUCGAAGUGGACCAAUCUUCACUACCACAUCAGUUACCUCUUCUGUCAUCUAUACUACCACGUCAGCUGGUGCUCCCAUUUUUAGCACCACUUCUGGUGCAUUGCCAAUCAUUUUUACCACUUCUGCAACUUCAUUACCUGCAGUAUACACUACCACCAAUGCUGUUCCAACCACAGCAGAAGCUGCAGUCCCACCACCUCCACCACCACCCCCACCUCCACCUCACCAUUCUAGUCAGCGCACCACUUCUGCUACGUCAACAACUUCUCAAGGCCCAGCAGUGUUAAGUGUUGCCAACUCCUGUCCAUCCCCAAUAGUCACCAGUGGCUUAAAUUCUCAUUCACUUUUUGCAGACCUAGUGAUGGAGGGGUCAAACCAACAUAGUCUGGAACUUCCCUUAGAUCUGGAAUUAUCUGUGUUGGAGGGUAUGGAACUGGGUGCCUUGGAACAUACUCUUGACCACAGCAACAUAACUCCUGAUCUUCUUAUUCCAAGUAGAUCAGAUGAGCCAUUUGUCAGUGUAGGCCCACCGAUAGAUGUUAAGAUGGAAGUGAACGAUGAUGUUGAUGUUGCAUCGUGGCUUGACUCUUUGGUUCCUCCAACUCAUAGCCCAACACUGUCUUCAGCUACUACGAACUUUAUUACACCUUGGCCUCCAUCUCAACUAACAUCAAUCUCUGAUAACAACAGUGAUAGUGGUAUAAGCAGUAAUUAUAAUAGUGGCAGUAGCAGCAGUAACAGAGGAGGUAACCACAGUAGUUGCAGUACCAGUAGUACAAGUAGCAGUGGUGGCAGAAGUGGUAUAAGCGUGCACCAAAGUGAUCCUCUGCUCUCUAAUAAUCAGGACCAACUGGACCUCUUUAACUUAGAGGAAAUGGACCUCAAGGCCCAUGAUGUAACGUCAGGCCUAUCAUGGGACCGCAUUGAUUUUACUGCAUGAGAGUAGUGUACCAGUCAUGCAGUCAGUCACCGUGUUACUAUCUGGUCAAUGUAGGUCCUACUGCAGAACCAUUGACUAACAGUGUUAAGUCAAGGGACCACUAACUGCAGUAGAUUUCAACCUUGACUGAUCAGAGUGAAGUGCUGCUGCAUCAUGAGUGACUGGCAGUACGCUACUUUGGCUACUGACAUAUAAGUUAAUGUCUGUGAUGACAAAUGAGUGCCUUACAA